AUGUACAUGAAGUGGUCGACCGGUCUCACCGACGUGGGUGGCAUGGAAAUCCGUGCACUCCAGCUGAUGAACUACUCCGCACUUGGAGCAGUCUCCCCAUCUUCCAUUAUUCCAAGGAAUGUUCACAAGGACAACAUCGCCAACUGUGCUUGCACUAAGCUUUGUUUGAAUGCGGCAGUCAAUUCGUCGGAGAUGAACGGUAAACAUAAUGGAGUUGUAGUUCCAGUGUGUCUGCUUGCGUUCAUAGAUGUUUUUGUGGAAGACCUGGGUUGGAGCGAAUAA
This is a messenger RNA of Strongylus vulgaris, 282 nucleotides long. Lineage: Eukaryota; Metazoa; Nematoda; Chromadorea; Rhabditida; Strongylidae. The record is from the annotation of a GenBank genome assembly.